Messenger RNA from Cydia strobilella, 750 nucleotides. RefSeq names its product troponin C, isoallergen Bla g 6.0101-like (gene TpnC41C). The coding region runs from base 113 to 574 and encodes 153 amino acids. Gene Ontology annotation, cellular component: myosin II complex. NCBI's taxonomy places the organism in Eukaryota, Metazoa, Arthropoda, Insecta, Lepidoptera, Tortricidae. The transcript is spliced from 5 exons. The record is from RefSeq and is a predicted model, not a curated record. Gene Ontology annotation, molecular function: calcium ion binding.
CAUCGUCGCGCGUCUUAGAGUAGUUGCUCAGUCCAUCCAGAUAAAAGGACUUGUGUUCCUCAUUCUUUGGUUCGGCAUUGCGUACCAUAUUAUUCAAUUCCUUUAAAUAAAAAUGGUGAGAUCUUUUGCUGCUUUAUUUUCAGUCCUCAAGAAGGCGUUUGAGGCCUUCGACCACGAGAAAAAGGGUUGCAUCGGCACCGUGAUGGUGGGCACCAUCUUUGGCAUGCUGGGUCUUGGCGUCACUGACGAGACCUUAAAGGAAAUCAUUGAAGAAGUGGACGAAGAUGGAUCCGGCGAGCUGGAGUUUGAAGAGUUUGUAACGUUAGCGUCGAGAUUUAUGGUUGAAGAGGACGCUGAAGCUAUGCAACAAGAACUCAAGGAGGCAUUCCGGUUGUACGACAAAGAAGGUAACGGCUACAUCACGACAGCGGUGCUACGGGAGAUCCUCAGAGAGCUGGACGACAAGAUCAGCGCAGAGGAGUUGGACAUGAUGAUUGAGGAAAUUGACUCUGAUGGCUCUGGCACAGUUGACUUUGAUGAAUUCAUGGAAGUUAUGACGGGAGGCGACGACUGAACGGACAUUUGCCCAAGUUGAUGUUAUAAUGAUACUAAUUUUAUCUAUGUCUACUACGCAAUAUCAAUUUAUUUAUACAUCGGAAGACCAAUUUGAUAUGAUUAGCAAAAAACUAUAAUGUAUUUAUUUAACUAUACUUGUAAGUUAUUUUAUAAGAAUAAAAAAAUAUCCUAAGA